Molecule: messenger RNA, 3459 nt
Organism: Penicillium canariense
Lineage: Eukaryota; Fungi; Ascomycota; Eurotiomycetes; Eurotiales; Aspergillaceae
Product: ankyrin repeat domain-containing protein
Exons: 3
Coding region: 1-3459 (1152 amino acids)
Cellular component (GO): cytoplasm; nucleus
Molecular function (GO): protein binding
Source: RefSeq, a predicted model, not a curated record
AUGCAUUUGACUUUAUUGUGUGUUUUGUUUCUAGCGCCAUCUGUCUUGGCUGAUGGCUGGGAAGAUUUUACCAACAAUAUUGCAACAGACUUGGUCAACUAUAAGGCCCCCUUGAUUACUUUGUUCGGCGAGCGGCUCACGAAACAGUUUCUCUCCGAGUCGAUAAGCCUUAUGGACAACGUCAUUUUCGCACUUUCACCACUCGGCGUUUUAACUGCCGUUGUCUCUGUUAUACGUGUCUGCGGCGGUUCCUCCCUUCGUGCCUUUGUUGGUAGAGCACAAGAAGGCCCCGCUGAAGCCGAAAGUGAACUUCUGCCCUGUGUUUCGGAGUCCACAGCCGAACUCUUCAAUGAGGGCGGCAUCUCACGAGUCUUUGGGCAACCAAAGAUUGUGGAGAUUGUGGAAUGGGAGAAUGAGAAUGCAAAAGUCGGCGAGCAGACUACCGAGAUUGGAACGUUACGCGAGGCUUUGAAGAAGGGCGCAUGGUCCGCCAAAAAAUCAGGGCUCUCUGCUGAGGAUGUGUGCGAUCUGACUGAUCUGCCUGAGUUAGAUAUCCCCAACCUAUCUUUGAACAAGGGAAUCAAGCGAAGAAAUAAGCGUUGGUUUCACUGUGCUGCUAUACUGGGUGCCGUGAUGCAGAUAGGUGUUAUGGCUUAUGCUGCUAUUACGGUCUUCGUAUUCCCUGGAUCAUUCGAGAAAGAUGGAAAAGCCGUUCCCAGCUACGCAUUCCCAUUUUACAUUAUCGGAACGAUUUUUCUCUUCACGGGAAUGCUAUCCUGUGCGAUUAUCAUCGAGCGCUCGUCAAUGAAGUACUACUUCACGCCGAACAAGCCAAGCACGCUCUAUUGGCUGCAACCUGGGAACCAGCAUGUGGGGGACCAAGUCUUCGAUGCGUUCUUGGCAGUUAAGGAAGAGUCAACGUCUGAGGAGAUGGAGUAUAUCAAAUCGAGAAGAGUUCGAAAAUACGACAACCAAACGCCUGUGGUGUAUCUUGCCUUAUUUUUCACCAUGAUUGGAUUCAUUAUUCAAUUCAUUGGUCUUAGAGGACUCCACGCCUCGGUUAUUCUAGCUCAGUUAGGAUCGACCUUUACUAUGUCUGUUCUGCGAUCUUGUCUUCGAACGGAGAGAAUGAAGCCGGAUGAAAAUCGAUUGAAGGAUGAGCGAGAGCUUACCGCGCGCAAGCAGCAGGAACUGGAUUGCUUUGCGUUUCAUCUCGACCAUAUCGCCUCCUUCGAUCUUCUUUCCUCACCGUCCCAGGAGACAUCAUCCAGUGAAUCCUUAAGCGAACGUAUCUUCCAAACAGAUGAAUCGCUUAUCAGACAAGUGAUCCACAAGCGGACUCGAUUAGCUGAGCUUACAGCCGACUCAAACCUCGGCUUGAAGACUAGAUGGGAUAACAUGCCCAUUCGCAAGGUAGCUCACAAUCUCUCCAAUGUGAUCGAGACAAUUAUGGAUCUGAUGUCCAGUUGGGGGGUCGAAUUUGGGGAAACCUUUGAAUUUCGACUCAACUUGGAGUGUCAGUCGUCUAUCGAACCGUAUACGUGGUCCCGAAGUGCAUAUUCGAUUGAAAUCCGCAGAUGCGGAGACGCACUGAAAUGGAAAAUUAAUGAACAUGAGCUAGAAGCUAUUCUCGGUCUUUGGGUUUGGUCAUUAUCCAAGUCAGACAAAGGUUGGCGCAAACCACUCAGCCGCAUGAUUGGGCUGACUAGAGAUGAGGCGGGUAAGGAAGAGACAUACCUCCACUUUCACAAAUGGAUCUUUAGGCAGACUGAGGCAAGCAUGGUUUCUUCCAAUAUGAUCGACUCCUCACGGCGUUUUUUUGGAUUCGAACCGGACAUAUACUCGGACGAGAGGGAUAUUCUCGUGGUGAGGACAGAGAAUGAGGUGGAAAUAAUGGCCGCCCAGGACCUUUUCAUCCAUUUUCUCCAACAUGCCUUCCGUCACUUCAAUGCGCUCGGUGGAGAUACUGAUAUCCUCACUGGAUUGCAAAACCCCUUUCUGGCCCAGAACAGUCGUGUCGAGGAGAUGAUGCACUGCUUUGAGAGGAACAGUCUAGGAUCUCGAGAAGAUGCAUUGCUAUGCAUAAUGCCUAUUCUGAGACAACAAGGCCUCCUGCCAGAGCUUUCGGCGGAUACUACACACCCGAGAAGACGCAUGGAGGGCUUGAUUCAAAAGCAUGAUUGGAAAGGGGCUUUCCAGCUUGUUCGAUGGAUUUGCCAACGAUCAGAAGGAGCUGAAUUCGAGCGCUCCGUCUACGAACUCGGCUGUCUCUGUCGCCGAGCGUUGCUUAAUGCUUCAAAGGCUGCUCAGGAAGAAGGAUUUGAAAGCACAUGCAGAAUACUGGAUUCAAAUAUUGGAAAGGAUUUCUUCGAUGCGCAGAGAAUGUCGCCACAUGAAAGUUGGUCGAAGUCGCCGUGUUCCCAGCAAUGGUGGACCAAGUUCGCUCAACAGGUCGGGUGGGUCGCAUGGCACAUCUCCAUAAAUGCGACAGGCAUGAAGUGGAUGCAACCAGCUCUGGAAAGACGCGGAAUAGGGGUGAACUUGCAUCCGCAAGCUGAGAUCGGACAAUCUAUAGACGACACCCAAAUGGGCGCCAAGGCAAUGAAAGGCUGGCUCACAUUCAACCAUAUUGACUUUGACCGCGAAUAUUCCGGCCUGGAAGAUCCGAUGGGGUACAAGUGGGCCCUCACAGGUGGCCACUAUGCUCUUCUAUAUUUCACCUUGGAGAGAUGGGUCGAGAUUGGUGCGGAUUUCCCAUGCAUUAUCCAACACGCAUACGCUUUGGCAGCAAAGAACCACUGUGAUUGGGGUAUCAAAGUCCUGCUACGCCAUGACGCAAAUAUCGAUACCCUAAAUGAGAGAAACAUCUCAGCGUUGGUGGAUGUUGUCGCUAUUGAAGAUCUGGAUGCAGCUCGUAUUCUUCUUGAGAAUGGGGCCAACCCAAAUGGAGACGAGCAGUUCCCAAACUCAAGGCCGUUGAUUUUAGCGGCUCGUCAAGGGGCGACAGAUAUAGUUUGUUUACUGCUGGAUUGCGGCGCCACGCCAGAAAUCACAGACAGGUCUGGAUCAACUGCACUACAUUGGGCGAUUAGAGAGGACCGACUCGACACGGUGCGCUUUUUAUUGUCCAAAGGGGUGGAGAUUGAAAAAUCUGGAUUUGAUGGAGUUAGACCGCUCCAUACGGCCGUGGUAGGAAGACAGUUCCAAAUGACGCAGUUGCUUCUCGAGAGCCAUGCCGACAUCAACGCCCCUGACGGCCUAGGGAUGACCGCUUUGAUGCUGGCGGCAAAAUCCUCAGUUAUCGAUGUUAUUCAUCUACUGUUGGCAAGAGGUGCUGACAUUCAUUUACGAGAUCUCGGAGGGCGAAGCGCCCUGGACUGGGCAAGACAAAAUCAAUAUUAUGAUGCGGCGGCUAUCUUGGAAGGGGUACCUGGUGAAGCAGAACUAGAGCAGGUAUAA